Messenger RNA from Rosa chinensis, 955 nucleotides. Its product is annotated as transcription termination factor MTEF1, chloroplastic. Gene Ontology annotation, biological process: regulation of DNA-templated transcription. The record is from RefSeq and is a predicted model, not a curated record. Lineage: Eukaryota; Viridiplantae; Streptophyta; Magnoliopsida; Rosales; Rosaceae. The annotation marks the transcript as partial. The transcript has a single exon. Gene Ontology annotation, molecular function: double-stranded DNA binding.
CCCUUCUUUCCACUCCCCCAAAACCCCUCACUUCCCCAUCCUCUCCACCAAAACCAAAACCCCAUCAUCAUCAUCCCCCCAAAUCCUCAAAUCCCUCAAACCCCAAAUCCCCCCUCCCCCUCCGACUUCCACGACAAGGCCCUCUACCUCGACUCCAUCGGCCUCGACCUCUUCUCCCUCCUCCACCACCACCCUCCCAUCGCCUCCGCCUCCCUCCCCGACCUCAAAUCCACCGUCCAUUUCCUCACCUCCAUGGGCUUCUCCACCCCCGAGUUCCGCCGCCUCGUCGGCAUGUGCCCCGAAAUCCUCGCCUCCCGCGUCUCCGACAUCAUCCCCAUCUUCACCUUCCUCCUCCGCGAGGCCCGCGUCAACGGCUCCGAUCUCAAGCGCGUCAUAAACCGACGACCCAGAUUGCUCGCCUCCAGCGUCAAGCACCGCCUCCGCCCCACCCUUUACUUCCUCCAGUCCAUCGGCAUAGCCGACGUCAACAAGCACACCUCUCUGCUCUCCUGCAGCGUCGAGGACAAGCUCCAGCCCCGCGUCGACUACCUCGAAAAAAUCGGGUUUUCGCGGCGGGACGCAUUGGCCAUGUUCCGGCGGUUCCCGCAGCUGUUCUGCUACAGCAUUGAGCAUAAUUUCGAGCCCAAGUUCAAUUACUUUGUGGUGGAAAUGGGGAGGGAGUUGAAGGAGCUCAAGGAGUUUCCGCACUACUUCUCGUUUAGCUUAGAGAAUCGGAUUCGGCCGAGGCAUCAGAGGUGUGUGGACAAGGGUGUGUGCUUUCCUUUGCCUAUUUUGUUAAAGACCAGUGAGGCCAGGUUCCGGGAUAGAUUGGAGGUUUGUUGUAAUUCUUCUAUCCCGUUGAGAAAUUCUCCCUUGUGGUGUACAAAUUCCAUUUCUGGUGAUUUAGACAAAUGAAAAAAAAAUAUAACCUCAUUUCCAACCCUUUUGCUUUUCA